Messenger RNA from Chelonus insularis, 4040 nucleotides. RefSeq names its product long-chain fatty acid transport protein 4-like. The record is from RefSeq and is a predicted model, not a curated record. Gene Ontology annotation, molecular function: long-chain fatty acid transmembrane transporter activity; long-chain fatty acid-CoA ligase activity. The transcript is spliced from 12 exons. Gene Ontology annotation, biological process: triglyceride homeostasis. Gene Ontology annotation, cellular component: endoplasmic reticulum. Bases 661 to 2610 code for a protein of 649 amino acids. NCBI's taxonomy places the organism in Eukaryota, Metazoa, Arthropoda, Insecta, Hymenoptera, Braconidae.
UUGUUCAACGUGAAGUUGUCACACUUGUAUUGCUCAGUGCUUGAUAAAUUUUAUAAAAUACGGCUCUGGUCAGCUACAACUGUUGGAUAAAUUUUAUUCAGAAGUGUUGUGAUCAUUAUCAUUUGUUUGUUUAUUAAUAAAUUGAAUUAAAGUUUCAACAAGCUAUCGACGUUCAGAAGUGUUGGAGAAUUGCGAAUGAAAAUCAGCUACAGAAGAAAAUAGAAAAAAAGUAAUAGUUGUAAAAGAGGGGGAAUCCAAAAUGUAGUCAGGCUUCCACCAACUGGAUUGUGAGUUGUCAGUCCGUUAGUCGUCGUCUGACGGUAGUGUCGGGAUUAAGUGGCUCCAUUUUUCACCUGAUAUUUGAUACCCCGGUAGUAAAUAAAAUAACAGUGAAUCAUUCGAAAUGAAUAAAACACUAUAAUCAAUUAAAAAUGAUUUUUUAAUCAUAUUAAAUAACUUACCUGAAGAAAAUCAAUAAAAUUUCAGUGAUAAACCUCCAGUGAUUUAUUCCUUGAUGCCCCCUGAUUAUUACCUACAGCUGUAGAAUUUUUAAAUUAAUUUCAACUUUUUCUCCUAAAAUUGGGGAAUCUAACGAAGCGCCACGACUAAAACCCGGCGACCCCGGUUAUCUAUCGUUCUUCGGGGUGCCCUGAUUAGAGGAUGGAUAUUAGAUUUGCUAUCCUCGUGGUGACCAUCGCCGUCCUGAUGGCAGCCGGCGUUGUCACCAGGAUUGGAUCCUUCACUAGGAUCGCACAAGUAGCUUUGGUGGCAUUAUUAGUUCCUCUAUUCUAUAAAUAUCAUCGAAAACUCUACAUCAUCAUCAGGACACUACCCCGAGACAUCAGGUUUUUAUAUCGUUACGUAAAUGCUGACAAAGAAACUAAGCGAUUUGUCAAAAACAACACAACUGUUAUGAAAAUCUUCAAAGAAAGAGUUAGACUUUACCCUAACAAACCCUGUUUCAUAUUUGAAGGACGAACUUGGACUAAUGCUGAGAUUGACGAGUAUAGCUGUAGGAUAGCAAAUGUAUUCCAGCAAGCUGGAUAUGUGAAAGGGGAUGCAGUAGCUCUUAUGAUGACAAAUCGACCAGAAUUUAUAGCGACAUGGUUAGGGCUUGGUAAAAUUGGAGUAAUAACAGCUUUAAUCAACACGAAUCUACGAUUACAACUUUUGAUUCACUGUUUGACGGUUGCUAAAGUCAAGAGCUUGAUUUACGGCGAAGAACUAUCAUCAGCUGUGGAUGAAAUUCGUGAUUUAGUCCAGGAUAUUAAAUGGUACAAGCAAGGAGCAGGAGUUAAUGAUUCCCAAGAAGGAACAGAAAAUUUAGAUAAAUUAAUGGCUGAAGCAAGUCCGAAUGAACCAACAGUUAAAGAAGAACCUGGAUAUAGAGAUAACCUACUUUAUAUUUACACCAGUGGAACAACUGGUCUACCAAAAGCAGUCUUGAUGCCAAAUUCUAGAUAUCUUCUAGUUACUAUGGCCACUUACCAUAUGCUAGGACUAAGGGCUGAUAGUGAUAUUAUGUAUAACCCCAUUCCAUUAUAUCAUAUGGCUGGAGGUUUAGUAGGCACAGGUUGUGCUCUAGUCAAAGGAAUUCCUAGUGUUCUUAGAACAAAGUUCUCUGUAUCACAUUAUUGGACAGAUUGUAUAAAAUAUAACUGUACGUUAGCGCAAUAUAUUGGAGAAAUGUGCAGAUAUCUUUUAUCAGCACCACCACGACCUGAAGAUAGUAAACACCCAGUUAGACUCAUGGUUGGUAACGGAAUGAGGCCUCAGAUUUGGCAACAAUUCGUUGAUCGUUUCAAAAUUGCUCAAGUUACUGAGGUCUACGGUUCAAGUGAAGGAAAUGCAAAUAUUGUUAAUGUUGACAAUCAAGUAGGUGCUGUUGGAUUUGUACCAUCAAUUUUACCAAAAUGUUUACAUCCUGUUGCUAUUAUCCGUGUGAAUCCAGAAACAUGUGAACCUUUAAGAGGUCCUGAUGGAUUUUGCAUACGGGCAGAAAUAAACGAACCUGGCAUGUUCAUAGGACUGAUUAAACAAGGUAACGCGUCGAGGGAAUUCAAUGGAUACUUAGAUAAAGAAGCAUCGAAGAGAAAAGUACUAGAAAAUGUUUUUACUAAAGGGGAUAAAGCAUUUAUCUCAGGUGAUAUUUUAGUCCAAGACGAGCUAGGGUAUUUCUAUUUUAAAGAUAGAACUGGUGAUACAUAUAGAUGGAAAGGAGAAAAUGUUGCCACUGCCGAAGUAGAAGGAGUUGUCAGCAAUGUUGCUGGUUAUAGAGACACUACUGUAUAUGGAGUUCAGGUACCAGGAAUGGAAGGACGCGCUGGAAUGGCAGCUAUUGUUGAUCCAGAAUGUCUGCUAGACUUUAAAGCGCUAGCCGAAGGUCUAGAUCGUGCUCUUCCUGCAUAUGCACGGCCAAUAUUUUUAAGAAUAGUGAAUGAGCUGGAAAUGACCGGCACUUUUAAAUUGAAGAAAAUAAAUCUUCAAAAAGAAGGUUUUGAUCCUACUAAAAUUCAAGACAAAGUUUACUUCAGAUCUGGUAAUAAAGAAUAUGUUGAAGUAACACCAGAAUUAUAUCAAGAAAUAAUAUCCGGUUCAACAAAAUUAUAAGGUUUGAAAAAUAUCAUAAAUAAUUAUGAACAAAAAUAGUGAAUUUUCACAGAAAAAGAACCAAACUUUCAGAUAUAAAAUACAUAUUUGAGCAUAAAAAAGGAAGAAGAACGUAAUUAAAAGUGAUUUAAUGAUAUUCAAUUGUAUUUUUCUUUUCGUUGUCUUAAAUUAUAUCCAAGACCCUGGUAAGAAGAAUACAAAGAAUAGAGUAAAAAUAUUUUAUUAUUAUUAUCGUUAAUAAUAAUAACAAUAUUAUUUAUGCCUCAGAGAUUAAAAUUUUUAUUAAAUUUUGUAGUCAAUUAUCAAGAUGAUAUGUUUAUGUUAUUUUUGAAAUUUGUAAUUAUAACUAAUAUUUAGCUAGAAAAUUUUUUGAAUUAAAUAACAAAAUUAAGUUUCUAAUUAAUUGGGAAUAAAAGUUUUUAUCUUGAGAUAAAAACGACAUUCCAAAAAUAACUUUUUAGCCAAAAUAGCUUUGAAUCAGAUUCUUCUUACUGUAUUUUUUACACUUUUUGGAUGAAGAUCGAAGUCAAAUUUAGAAUUUACUUCAGAUUAUCUAAAUAGACUACCCUGCUUACCGACUAAUUAAGACAUUAAGAGAAAAACACUGUUUAAUUUUUGAAUGUAAAGCACAUAGGAAAGUCUUGCUGUUUUGAUGUGAAACAUACAUGAAUGUCCGCAACUCGCGAAAAGAGCCAGAUGUGUGCCAUUUAUUUAAAAAACAAUGUAUAUAGAAUAAAAUGUACGUAUUAAUGAAUUAUAAUUUGUUUAUCAAGCUAAAGAAUGUAAAAAUAGUGCGAUGCAUCUGUACAGGCAACACAAUUAAUUAAAGUUUGACAUUUAUUUAAAUAAAACAACCUUUUGUCAAUUCAAAAAUGGUAAGAUACUUAUAGUAGCAAUUGUAUUCCAACUGCUCAAAACUCUUUAUAUAAAUAAACAUAAAACUCACUACUCUUGAUGAAGGAUAAGAAAAAAAAACACAUAAAAAACUGCUUUAUAUAUUAAUGAAUAUCAAUGGGACUCGAAUUCCAUGGAAACUAUCAAAAUUUCGAACAUUUGAUUCAUCUAGUCUAGUACAUAUAAUAUAUGAAUUUGUUUAUAAAAAUCAACCUGUAAGAUUAUUAAUUCGAGCGAUGUGUGUAACGUGCCUUGUUAUAAGUCAUCAAAAACAACAAUGACAAUUGAUUAGAGCACGAAAUAUUCGAUCUCGUCCCUAAACUUACAUUUAAAAUCAAUAAAAGCACGAAAAAAAACGAUUGGUUGGUUGUGAAUGGAGACUGACUGUGAAUUUGUUGUUGCAUUUAGUUAUUCUAUUAUGUGAUAUAAGUGAGAAUGUAAAUGAAUGAAAGAUUAAGCGUUGAAAAUGUGUGGUGGAUGAUUUUUUUGAGAUAUUGUUUGAUGUAAAUAAAGACAGUUUGAUCACGUACCUUAAA